Pelagomonas calceolata is the source of this 562-nucleotide messenger RNA. The record is from the annotation of a GenBank genome assembly. Lineage: Eukaryota; Pelagophyceae; Pelagomonadales; Pelagomonadaceae.
CUCAAUCAUCUCUUGCACGCAUCACUGCUAUAGCGUCUGCCGCACGCACCCGUGUACCCCGUUUUGCACCCCUGUCACUGCCGUCGCGCGCGAUCGCCUGUCGCGCAUCAGUGCUGGGCGAAACGUGCAUUCAUCGCAGGUAUUUAACACAAUGAAGCUCUCCAUUGCCCUUUUGGCCUCCGGUGCCGCCGCUCUCGCGCCGAACGUUCAGCGUGCUACGCAGCUCGCUACCGCCGUGCCGAAGGCCCCGCUCGCUGCUGCGGCGGCCGUCGUUGCCGCUGCGCCCGCGCCGGCGCUGGCCGCGGGCCUCUCCUCCGGCGACCUCAUCCUGCCCGUCGGCGGCCUCACGCUCCUGCUGACCGGCGUCAUCGCGGGCAUUCUCGGAUACACGACGAUUGGCGACGGCCCGGCGAACCCCAAGAACCGGGGCUAGGCGAACGCACACGGCGCGGCCUAACGUCUCCAGGUUGAUCCUAAUGACCCCUCCCCGCGUUGCCCACCGCGCGGUUUUGCAAUACAUCCUUCUCGUGAGGAUCAAUCUGGCCCACAAGCUUGACCUGCG